Messenger RNA from Conger conger (European conger), 4625 nucleotides. It is a transcript of the gene arhgef15b, whose product is annotated as Rho guanine nucleotide exchange factor 15b. Gene Ontology annotation, biological process: activation of GTPase activity. The transcript has 16 exons. Gene Ontology annotation, molecular function: protein binding; guanyl-nucleotide exchange factor activity. The record is from RefSeq and is a predicted model, not a curated record. Lineage: Eukaryota; Metazoa; Chordata; Actinopteri; Anguilliformes; Congridae. The coding region runs from base 333 to 3437 and encodes 1034 amino acids.
CAAUGAUAAAUAAUAGAAAUCUUAAUUUGGUCUUUCCAUUGCGCUUUGGAACUGAUUCGUUUUUUAAGUAUAUCCAUUAACGAGUGUAUUGAUAGAGGAGGAACUUCUAACAAAAGACAACAACUUUUGACUUGUACGUUCUACCGAGGCAACAAAGGGACGAGUUGUCUACUUUUGGAAUGGCGAAGAAUGGUGUGCGCGAUGACUGACUCGAUGAAGAUGGCCUGCUUUUUGUGACCUUUGAGCCAACACUCAAGGUGUAGUGGGAGGGCAGGAGGGAGGGACAAAAUUGACUUGGAAUUGAACAACUGAAACUAAAGUCAUCAAACAAAAUGUCCCUCCCACAGCCAGCCCCCCGCUCUCAGAUACCCAUGGCCCCCAAACCUGUCCCUAAACCCCGGCCCCCUAUCCCAAGCAAGCCCUCACCAAAUGGCUCCGAUUGCCCAACAGUGCCCAAGAAGUGCAGUGAAACGAGGAGCUCGGGGAAGGUAAAGAGGAUUGUAAGUAAGUUCACUGAGCAGGGGAACAUGGCCGGAGGAGGAGGCACAGAGGGGGCGAGGUUAAAGAGAGGGUUCAAAAGGUUCCCCACCAUUAAACCCAAACCCCAAGGAAGAUCUAAGAUGGGAGAGCAGCCCCCACCCUUGCCUUUGAAGAACAGAAAUCGCAGCAUGAAGAGGGUGGCAACGGAGCCCAGUGAGGUGGUGCCAGAGCAAGGAGAGAGCAUGACCGUCUCUGUCAGAGACGAGGGAAGGCGCUCAGCACCAGAUGGCAGAGAGGUGCUGGGGGAGGUGCAGAUGGAUGGUGGCGUAGAGUCAGAGGCAGAACAGGACUUGGACAUUACCUCUAGCCUCCAUUGUGAGAAGGACUGCAGUUGCCUGUGCCACCUUGAGCGGCCAGGAAUGAGGCUGGUGUGGGUUCCUGUUGAGGCUGAGGAUGAUGAGGUGGAUGGAACCAUGGAGGAGGGGGAAAUAAAUUCAGGACAAAGUGAAGGGGAGACAGAGAGUGGGACUGGGGAGGAGACUGAGGAGGAGGAGGAGGAGGAGGAGGAGGGAGAGGGAGAGGAAGAGGAAGAAGAAGAGAAAGGAGAAAGUGGGUCUUCAGGACUGGAGGAGGGGGAAGGCUCACAGCUGGGCAGGGCAAAGAAGGAAAAGUUUCAGAAAGUUUUAGGCAUCAUGGUGAGUGAGCAAGCAAGGAGGAGGUCAAUGGAGACUGAUGUGGUGCCCCAGGUUAUGUUGGCCUCCUACACUCCCCACUUCCCCCACACUCAAACUCCUAUUCUUCACAAUGCAACUGCGGAAGAGGAAGAGGACCCUAUAUACGAAGAUAGACUUCAUUUGCCCUUGGAAAUUGCAAACCCAGCAACAGAAAGUAAACUCGUUCCAGUUAUCUGCUUCACCAAACCCCCUCGCGGGGCAAGACUAUUGUGUCCUACAGACACCCGUGCUGAAUGCGUUACAGAGCUGGAACAACCCCUGUCUCGGGGAACAGAGGACAUGCUCCCAGCCAUCCCUGACCGGGCGCCCAAGAGUUCUCAACCUUCCAGUGUUCCACGGGGCAUCCCUCUGCCCCAGCCCUCCCCUGAGGAAUGGACUGCCUUGCACCGCUCGCCCCCCCUGCAGUGUACUGCUGACAGCAGUCUGCUGUGUAGCCCGCGCCUGCCUACGCGACUGCCCCUGCGGCCCCAAAGUCCCAUUCUUCCCCGCCGCCCCCCUCCGCCACCCCCAAAAACUGGCCAAGAAGUCAGACGCCUCAGCGACCAGUCUCUUCAAUCCACUCAACAACGUAGAGAUAUAGAAGAGGAUGGUGGGAGUGACAGUGAAAGAGAAGAGCAACACAGGGAUCCUAAAAAUCUAUUACGCGGACUGUCUGUGGACCUGAAAUCGCAACUCCUGGAUGAGCCCCUUUACCAGACGUACCGUGACACGGUCAUCCACAAGGAGAUCAAGCGGCAGACAGUAUGCCGAAACAUUAGCAAGGCCAGCGUGGACUUUCAAAUGGACUGGGGUGUUCGAAGGGGGACUGAUCCAGAAAGAAGAGGCACAGCCAGCUCCACCCAGAACACAUUGUGGCAACAACUUCCCUCCGUGAGGGAUAGUGGCAUCCUGGAGACACUCAGCCCUGUGCAGAGGCAGCACCAGGAGAGUAUGUUUGAAGUGCUGACCUCAGAGGCCUCGUACCUACGCUCUCUGCGCGUGCUGAUUGAUCACUUCAUGGAGUCUCGUGAUCUUGAGGACACGCUCAUCAUCCGCGAGAAGAAGAUCCUCUUCUCCAAUAUCGUGCGCGUGUGUGAGACCAGCGAGAGCUUUCUGACAGACCUGGAGGAACGGAUAGAAAAAAGCGUCCUGAUCACAGAUAUCUGUGACAUCAUCUACUACCACGCCCAGCAUAAGUUCCCGGUCUACAUUGACUAUGUUCGUAACCAGAUAUACCAGGAGAAGACCUACACCACCCUUAUGCAGAAGAAUGGACAGUUUUCAGCUGUGAUUGCCCGCUUGCAGGAGUCACCACAGUGUCAACGGCUACCUUUCAUGUCUUUCCUGUUGCUGCCUUUCCAGCGUAUCACCCGCAUCAAGAUGCUUAUUGAGAACAUCCUGAAACGGACACAAGAAGGGACAAAGGAAGAGGAGACUACCUCCAAAGCCCUGGCCGCUGUUUCAAAGAUCAUUGAAGAGUGCAAUUCAGAGGUUGGGAAGAUGAGACAGAUGGAAGAGCUGAUCCAUAUUGCCCAGACCCUGGAGUUUGACAAAAUGAAGGCCAUCCCCGUCGUCUCCAAGAACCGUUUCCUGGUAAAACGAGGGGAGGUUCAGGAGAUGGCCAAAGGAGCCACCCUAUUCCGUUCCAGAUUCACCCCAAUUUUCCUCUUCCUCUUCAAUGACCUCCUCAUCCUUACCAGCAAGAAGAGCUCAGAACGGUAUGUGGUGAUUGACCAUGCACACCGCUCACUGGUCCAGGUGAAGGACUUUGAUGAGGCUUCAGCAGGUCCAGGCUUUGACAACUGCUUCAGCUUGAUCCUGCUGGAGAACCACCAGAAUCGCCUCAGCGAGCGUCUUCUGAAAGUGCCAACCCAGUCAGACAAGGACAGAUGGAUGGCAGCCUUUCCUGACCCGGAUGAGCCAGAAGGAGAUAGGGAUGAGGCCGUGUAUGAGGAAGUGGACUGCCCACAGGUACAAUGUAUAGAGCAAUACAUUGCCCAGCAGGGGGAUGAACUCACCCUGGAGCCUACAGAAAUCGUAAACGUUAUUCGCAAGGGCAAUGAGGGUUGGUAUGAGGGCAUCAGGUUGUCCGAUGGCCAAAAGGGCUGGUUCCCUGUGGGAAAUGUUCUGGAGAUCACAAAUGAGCAUGUUCGAAGACGCAACCUUCGCGAAAGGUACCGAGUCAUCCACGCAGCAGGCAUGAUGUCCCAUGGAUUGAAGUCUAAGUCUAUGCCGGGAAAAUGAGGAGGGGCAGCAAUUGAGACACCCCCCACCUCCAAGCCAAAUAAUUCUUGGCUCAGGAGAGAAAAAUGCAGCCUGCUUGAAAAGACACUUGGACAUUAGUAUGUCGCAAAUGUGCACUCAUGUCCUGGAAAAGGGAAAUUAUUUGAUGAACACUGUUUUACAGUGGCGGAAUGCCAGCAUUCAGUGGAACCAGGACAUUGCACCAUGGGAAGAAACCAGUAAAAUGAUGACUAAAACCUGGUCAAAAUCCAACUUCAGUGGAGAUGGCCACUAUCAAACUUGGAUGUAUAUGGGAUGUUUGUGCUUGAUUCAUUGGUUACACAGAGCACUGAAGACAUAACACUCUUCUUGACCCUAAAGUAAAUAGUGUAAUUGAGAGUGGCGCAGUAGCACACAGCUAAAGCAAUGGAUCUUGAUGCAGGCAUCAGUUCGUUGCAGUUGCAUACCGAGGACCGGGGUUCCAUCAAAGACGAAAUCUGAAACUUAAAAAUUAAAUUAAAAAGUGUCAUUGAGCCAGCACUGCUGGUGCUUCUGCAGAACUGCCCUACUGUAUGUGAAACCCAUUCUUCACAUUUGUAUGACACAUUAAUUACACAUUACACCCGAAUUGACACAUUAACUGCAUAUGUGUUUGUUAGGGUGUAAUUGUAAACACUGCAACCUUGCCAAACAUAGUAAUUCCUGUUCAUUCAUACAUACCAACCAGGUGAACUAGACAAUAUUUCCUUGAAAUAGAAAAUUACAGACAUUAUAACAAGCAAAAUUAGCUUUUGUCAUUGGGAGUUACAACACUGAUAUUGCUGAAUAAAUGAAUAUCUGUGCUUUAGAAUCCUUUCUUCUGCUUACUUUAAAAUCCUACAAUUACUACACUUUUCUGAUCUCUGACCAUAGUUUCUGAGAAGGACCAUAGUUUGAGAACAGAGAAUCAACCAUCAUUCUAGAUGAUGUUCCGUUUUGUGAAAGCAACAUUAUCUAGUAUGAGAAUUUAUAUUGGCUGCAUGUGGCAAUUGAGUGGACCCAACCAGUUCUCCAACUACUCUCAUACCAAGUGUUGUGUAAAUAAUUUUUAAUAAUAUAUACUGUAAGUACUGUCUGUAUUUUAUAUGUAAUAUGUAAAAUACAGAAACCCUUGUGGAUUGGCAUACUGUACUGUUUUUUUAUUUUAUUAAACUUUUUUGUUUACCUCUA